This is a messenger RNA of Hemibagrus wyckioides, 4520 nucleotides long. RefSeq lists its product as uncharacterized. The transcript has 3 exons. Gene Ontology annotation, molecular function: RNA polymerase II cis-regulatory region sequence-specific DNA binding; DNA-binding transcription factor activity. NCBI's taxonomy places the organism in Eukaryota, Metazoa, Chordata, Actinopteri, Siluriformes, Bagridae. Bases 121 to 1767 code for a protein of 548 amino acids. The record is from RefSeq and is a predicted model, not a curated record. Gene Ontology annotation, biological process: regulation of transcription by RNA polymerase II.
UGACCCAGAGCAGCAUCCGGAAGUGGUCCACCGCUGGUGAAGGAAGAUGGCGGUGAAUCAACAGCUGCACGAACGCUACAAAUUCUUAAACAUGACACAUUGUGCUUUAAUUUCUCUGUAAUGCAGCCGUGCAGGGUAAUGGACAAAGACAGAUUUGCUUCUGCUGCUCCCAGCUCUUGGCUGGAGAUGAAUAACUUUAUUGGUGACCUCAUGGCUUUUAGUGCAUCUGGCUCUGGUCAGCUACUGAAAUGCACUAACAAUCAAUCGCUCCGUGCUGCCUGGGAAAGCGUGGCUUCUGAGACACCAGCACCCAAAUCCUGUUACCCGGCUCAGACUGACCCACACAGCCAGAACCAGCGGAAAAACAUGCCAUCACACAUCGGUUCUCACCCUGGACAGAGGAUCGAGGAGUCUGCAAAUUGUGAUGAGCAACAAGUACGGCCAUAUGCCUGCACAUGCCCAGGCUGUCCUCUGUCCUCAACAUCCACGCCUGCAUCCUCUAUGCAUCCGCUAUGCCUGAAAUCCAGAGACAGUUCUUCCUCUCAGGCUGCCGCAUCAAAAGCAUCCACAUCACAGUCCAAAGAGCCGAGCUCAGUCGCGCUUGGCCUGGGCUCCUGUCUCAGCCUGGCUCUUUCUCUGGAAGAAAGAAACAGCGAGUCAAACGGCUUAUCCAACCCCGAGCACCAGGACAAAGGCACAAACACACAUAGUCCAACAACUGCUUCAAACUCCAACCCCCAGAUCUGCCCACCAGCUCUUCAAGCUUUCCCCUGCUUCUGCUGCCAUCCAUGCCCUCAUCUCCUGCAUCCCCAGCAGUCAUCUGACACCCACUUUGGCCACACUCACUCUCACCACCACUACCACCACCACCACCACUGCCCGCUCACCGCCUGCCUGUUGUGCCAGCGUUCCUUUAACUGUGCACAGCAGGAGGGCCACCCUCGCCAGCACCCGUGCAUGCACUGCUCCGCGUUGUUCAUGCGGCCUUCGCAGUUGCUUCAGCACCAGCGCACCCAGCACUCGAGCAAAGCCGGCGGCUUCCUGUGCCCAGAGUGCGGUCGUGUCUUCAACUCACACAGCAACCUUCGGGUACACCUUAACGUGCACACGGGAGCAAGGCCUUAUACAUGCUCUGACUGUGGCAAGAGCUUCAGCCAGUCAGGUGCACUCAAGAUCCAUCGGCGUGUUCACACGGGCGAGCGGCCGUACACGUGCACCUACUGCGGCAGGGGCUUCCCACACCUGGCUGGUGUCAGGGCGCACCAGCGUAUACACACUGGUGAGAAGCCAUACCAGUGUGCGCAGUGUGGCAAGGGCUUUACACAGUCAGGAGCCCUCAAGGUCCAUAUGCGUGUCCACACAGGCGAGAGGCCAUUUCUCUGUAGCCUGUGCGGAAAGGGCUUCUCGAACCGCUCUGGCGUCCGCUUUCAUCAGCGCACUGCACACGGCAUUAUCACCGAACCCAAUUCCGUAGGGCGGCCAAGCCUGGCCAGCAGUAGCUCAGAUGUCCAGCAAAAGCAGUCUGAUCAGGGAGCAUCUGCCCAAUCCCUGGAGAACAGGCCUCUUCCAAGUAGAAAAAACUCAGAGGAAGAGGAUGUGAGAAGUUCCCUUCCUUACGGCUGUGAGGACUGCGGCAUGCGCUUUCAGGAUGCUCUCUCCAGGAACAGGCACCAGGCACUGCAGCACUACUCCACUGAGGAAGAAGAUCAGAGUGAGAGACAUGGAAAUGCACAAGGAGAACAUGUAGCCAAAAAGACGUUGGUCUAAUAAGAUACAGUAUGUGAAUGCCAUGCUGGAAAAUAGGACUAGUGUCUAGGUCAAGACUAUCAAACUAGGUCAAUGCCCUUACAAAAACCUUUUGUCUAAUUAUUAUGGGAAAAAAAAUUGUGUGCUUCUGUAUGUGGCCUUAAAUUAAUAAAAGUUUUAGCACUUUUAAUUAAAAAUAAAUGACAAAUACAAAAAAAAUUAUUAUUUCAUUACGGGUACUGAGGUCUAUAAGGAGUUUACAAUGUUCUCCAGUGUGUCCAUGUUUCCUCCUCCUCUAACUAAUUAGUGUUCACAGGUCAUGUGCAGAAUGGCAGCUUCACUUGCCAUUAUUAUUAUUAUUAUUAUUAUUAUUAUUAUUAUUAUUAUUAUUAUUAUUAUUAUUAUAGUAGGUCCCAGAGCACAGUGUGGCAGGAUUAGUGCUAGAAUGCUGGGUAUUGUGAAAAGUCAAAGGGAUGCAAUUACGUGGGAAGAGUGAUGAAGUAAAUGUCCAAGGGGAAAAAGCCUGGAAUGGGAAAAGUGGCCCUCGAGUAUGCCAGAAUGGAGCGGAAGGCAGAGAAGGAAAUGCAGCUGGGACAUAGAGAAUGAGAAAUGGACACUUUGAAAUCUUCUUUGGCUAGAAUCUGCUGUGACGGGGACAGUGUGAGCCAUGGCAGGACCUGGAAUCGAGUAAACGAGGUAGAUAAAUCAGAUAAAGCCGAUGACAGUGCCAGAUCCUUAUCCAAUGCUGGGUGUCACUCUGGAUGGAUUCUGGACUUGCUGAUAUUGAUACAGUGAUGGCCCACCACAGGGAGACGGAGCAGGUUAAACAUGUAUGGCAGCGCUGAUGGGAGAUGUGGUGAUGAAUACAAAGCAGGAAUUAAAAAUACGCAUGUGACUGGGGAGUGCUGAAAAAUACAGAAGCGGCUGCCACAGGGGCAGUGACCAGCCCACUCUGAGGACACCAAACAAGGGCAUGGAGUUUUAAAGCACUUAAGCCUAAGACCACUUCUGGGGCUGGACAGGCUGGGAGAGCAGGGCCACAGUGAGCAAAGGGGGUACAUCAGGAACACAGCAAGUUUUAUCUAUCAUGUAUUUUAUCUGUACAUUUUAAGUAAAUUUUUAAACUAUAACUCUUAACUAUUUUGUAUAGUUUACUGCUUUAACAUGGAGCACUUAUAAUAUUAAGACUUUACAUGUGACUAUGCAUGUGUGUACCUUUUGUACAUUUAAAGUGGCAUUCGCUGAAUGGCACAACAGCAAUUUCAUACUAUUUUGGGACACAUACACUCACUGAGCACUUUAUUAGGAACACCUGUGCACCUAGUCAUUCACGCUGUUAUCUAAUCCAAUCGUAUAGCAGCAGUGCAACACAUAACAUCAUGCAGAUACAGCCUCAGCUCCGGGUAAUGUUCACAUCAGCCAUCAGAAUGGGGAAACGUGUGAUCUCAGUGAUUUUGACCUUGGCAUGAUUGGUUGGUGUGAGUAUUUUUUAUAUCUCCUGAGAUUCUCACACACAACAUUCUCUAGAAUUUACUCAGAAUGAUGUAAUAAAGAAGAAACAUCCAGUGUGCAGCAAGUAUGCUGGGAAAGAAACACCUUGUUGAUAAAUGGCAAACUGGUUUGAGUUGACAGAAAGGCUACAGUAAUUCAGAUAGCCACUCUACAAUUGUAUUGAGCAUCUCAGAAUGCACAUAGAGGCAGAUGUGCUACAACAACAACAAGAGUUCAGGUUCCACUUCUGUCAGCCAAGAACAGAAAGCUGAGGCUGCAGUGGACGAAGGCUCACCCAAACUGGACAGUUAAAGACUGGAGGUCUGAUGAAUCCCAUUUUUUGCUGAGGCUCACAGAUGUUAGAGUCAGAAUUUGGCACCAAAAGCAUGAAUUUAUCGACCCAACCUGGCUUGUGUGAACAAUCCUGGCUGGUGUGGGGAAUGUUUUCUUGGCUCACAUUACACCAGUCAGUCAUCAGUUGAAUAUCACAGUCUAUUAGAGUAUUUUUGCAUCUCUAAAAGGCCACUAUUUGCCUUCCUCUAAUGGCUACUUCCUGCAGGAUAAUGCACCAUGAUAGCACCAUGUCACAAAGCAAAAGUCCUCUCACUUGUUUCAUGAACAUGAUAAUGAGUUCAGUGUUCUUCCAGUGCCUUUACAGUGGCCUUCCCAGUCACCAGAAUCCAGGAGAACAUCUUUAGGAUGUGGUAAUAUAGGAGAUUUGACCAGAAUCUCAAGAGAAUAUUUCCAACAUGUGAUGGAAUCCAUACCAUGAAGAAUUGAGCCCUGGUCUCAAAGCAAAGGGAGGCCCUACCCUGCAUUAGUACAUGAGUGUUCAGUGUACAGUGAGUGUAUUUAUCUCUGUGAAGCAGUAUGGAAAAAAACACACACACACACAAAACUCGCAGUCAAUUGUGAUUGCUGUCAUGAGCUGUGUCUCAAACUGAAAUCCAUGACCAUAUUUUUUAGACGUUUUUUCUACAUUUUGAAUACCCAGAAGAUCGUUAUGCAAAGCAGGCUCUUCAGUAUGUGUGUAAGCAACAUGAGAGUAUUUUUAUAUUCAGACACUUAACCGUAAUAAAGAAUUUGUUUAGUGUUAAUACUAAAAUCGUGCUGCCUACGUAGUAGUAUAUAAUUAUGUGGUUUGAGACACAGCUCUAGUCUGUUUAUGCCAUUGCGAAUGUCACACAACACUGCCUAUACUAUCGGUAUAUGUGGUAUACAUUAGUAUAUGUUAAUUAUUAUUAUUUUUUGGUUGUGUACAAUUAAAGCACCAGAUGAAUUCA